Molecule: messenger RNA, 828 nt
Organism: Diutina rugosa
Lineage: Eukaryota; Fungi; Ascomycota; Pichiomycetes; Serinales; Debaryomycetaceae
Gene: ATS1
Product: Ats1p
Exons: 1
Coding region: 1-828 (275 amino acids)
Cellular component (GO): cytoplasm
Molecular function (GO): guanyl-nucleotide exchange factor activity
Source: RefSeq, a predicted model, not a curated record
AUGAUACUUGAUGAUCUUGACAGAUGUUGGGCUAGUGGUGAUAAUCUGCUCGGUCAAUGUGGCCACAAUGGACCAUCAUCAAGCACUUUCAUUCACAUACCGGGCACCUACUCACAUGUUGCUUGCGGUUGGGAGUUCUCCAUUCUAGUUGAUACUGAUGGCAACAUUUGGAGUUGCGGCCAUGGUCCUAAAGGCGAACUUGGCGUACCCGGAGUUAUAAAUACGCUUGAGAAGCUCAAGGUAUUGAGCUUGAUUAAUGAUGGUGUUCACGAAAUUCGUGCAGGUUUGAAUCAUGUCUUAUUAAGCACCAAGAAUGGUGAGAUGUACGGGUGGGGUGUAUCACGCAAAGGUCAAUUGGGGGAGAGUCUGGCCAAGCAUCUCGACAAGCCCACCAAAUUGACUAUCCCUCCGGGUAACUUUCGUUUAGGACGGGACUUUUCUGUAGUGGAUCAUUUUGGCAAACUUGAUGUCUACGGGAAAUUCGAUUAUGACCUUGAGGAAUUCUCCUUUGACAAAUUUGAUACAAUGUGGACAUCAAUUCAUUGGUUAGACGGAGGAAAUCUUAUGGGUAGAGGUAACGAUAGACACGGCCAGAUCGUCAGUGCAAGCGACAUUGAAUCCUUUGUGACUGGAAGUGAACACGGGCUAGCGUUGAAAGCAGAUGGCGUUUAUGCCUGGGGUUGGGGUGAACAUGGAAAUUGUGGCAUAUUAUCUGGGGGUGAUGUUACAACAAAUCAUGAGCUUGUACGAAUUGGAGAUCGCCGCGGUGUAGUUGCCUUGUAUGGGGGUUUGGCAACUUCAUGGGUAGUUUAUGAAGAUAAGAGUUAA